GUAAGAGCCUGGGGCUGUGCAAGGUUGUUUCCUCCUUUAUACCUAGUCACACAUUACCGGAACCUUGUACUGUCAAGAUAAGCAAUCUCUUAUGUAGUAUUGAUGAUGCCAGAAGCUUUUCUGCGAGUGUUAGUGGUGGCUCUGGGUCUCCUGGUGUGUCCACAGGACGAUCCCGGGGUUGAAGAAUGGGAAGACAUCGUCACCACGAGUAAUCAAAAGCCUGAAGAGAGGCUACUGAGAGGAGACGAGGAACUAAACCAAGUAAAGUCAUCUGUCAGCAACAAAGGGCCUCAGGAUGGUUUAGAUGACUUUCCUGAAGAAGAGCAGCGUAAGUCUGAUCAGCAUCCUGCUGAGAAAGAUAAGAUGUUAGACUUAAAAAUCACUGAACAAGAAUCAGAAGAGGACAACGCUGAUCACAGUUUACCAGAGGGACAGUUCACUAAUAAACCAGGCUCAAGUCUGUCAGAAAAACAUGACAGUGAACUUGAGACUGAUAUGAAAACUUCCCAAAUCACCCAUGUGCAAAGUGGAAAAGACAUCCUGACUGAGAGCUCGGCUGAAGAGCCUGGAAGACCACAGGAUAAAGACAGGAAGCCUAAAGAGGUAGAAACGUCCCAGCAACAAGAUUCACCUCCUUCACAUGUUGACACCAAGACAACAGAAAAUGAGACUUCAGAGAAGGCAGCUUCAGGGUGGGAGAGGGAUUACCUCUGGUACAUUUGGAACACAUUCUCUGUCCUUUCCAUGAUCCGCUUCUUUAGGAAAUACCUGACCAGAAAUUCCCACACGAACAUAAAGGGAACCAGGUCCCUCCCCAUGAUCUGUACUGCUGCUGAGGUGUCGCUGCCUGACGUGAAAACUCUGUUGCAGUUUCAUGCUAAAUGUGUUCAAGUCUCAUCAGAGAAGAAAUGGAGGGAGGAUGAAUUUUUGGAAGGAUUCGCAAAUGACCUCUUAGAUGCCAUGAAGACCAUCUGUGAUAAAGAUGGCAGUAUGGUGAUUGAGGGCGUCCAGAUGGUGAAUACAUGUGACAUCAUCGUUCAUUUUACUCCACCUGAGCCUUACAGGUUUCAGUGUCUGCUCUGGAACAAUAGGGCAAGUGAUCUGCUGUUGGAAAUGCAAGUUUGUGGUCAAAUCAAACUUGUGGAACAUGAGAAAAUCCAAAAUGACUGCCCCUGUCAGUCCUCUGAUGCAGACGAUGAUAUGGUUUGCCUGCUGCAUUGUGAAACUGAGAAAGUAAAGGCAAAAACAGCUGAUGCUUGUGAUGGCCCUCUGUGUUCUAAGAACACACCAUUCCUGUCAAAAUCACAGGUUACCAGAUGGUUUCAGAGCACUAUCAGACAAGCAUGGGCACUGAUUUCACAUAAGUACGAGUUUGAGCUCAACAUUCGCUACAUUGAGGGUCCAGGUGCUCUGGUCAUUCGAUUCAGAUCGGGGAAGAUGAUUAGCUUCAGUAUGAACCCAGUGGUUAAAUAUCACACUGAUGCCCAUUUCUUUAUUUCCCCCUGGUCCUCCAAGGAAUUUGAUACUUUUUGGACACUCUCACUGACCAGCUAUGAAAAGCAGCUUUUAGAAUAUCUCAGUAAACGCCUCCCUGAAAACUCCUGCCACAAUCAAACUCUUGAAAUUGCACUUUUCCUUCACAAGAGACAGAUGGCAUUUUCAGGAAGUACGGCACUGAAGGAUUUUCACUUCAAAACUGCACUAAUGCACCUGCUUCUGAGCACAAAACCAUCACAGUGGGAAGAAAAAUGUGUGGUUUCCAGGCUACGAGACCUGCUGGUGUUCUUGGAGAGAAGCCUUGAGAAGAAGCUGCUGAACCAUGUUCUUAUAGGAAAUCCUUUAACUGAAGUUAUUGGAGUUUCCAGGGAGUUCACCAAAGCAAAGAUGGUGAAUCUUUUUCAUCCCCUUGUGGUGCAUAACUGUAUAUACAAAAAUGCUGUCAUGCAUUUCCAGGAGAUGCUUAGAAAUGCACACAUGCUGAUUCAUGAUUAUGUCGUUCAAUGCUGCAACAUUCCCAGCUCUUCCACUUAAAAAAAAAACAAAAAUCUGUAGUUUUGAUUUAAGUAUUUUCUUUAAAAUAAUUUAUAUGGCAAACAUUCAAGUUGUGGUCUGAUCAUGAGAUAACGGCAUACUGAUCCAAUAAAGGAGUCCCCCAAACUGAAGCAAUUAAUUUAUUGUAAAAUUCUGAUUACAUCUUAGCCACGGACAUGGUCGUGGAUUCCGUAUGCUCUUCCAUAUGCGGAUCCUCCAAGCUGACCUUUUCAGCAUGUGUGGUUUUCAUCUGAGGGUCUGCUUCCUGAUAUUCAUCUUCACUGCUAAAGUCAACCUUCCAAGGGUGACUGGAGAUUAUAUCCUCGGAUGCAGCUGAAAUGAAAAAUGUUGAAUUCCAAACUUUUAUUUGCUCAGAAAUAAAUAAUCACUUUGGAUUUGUACUGGAUUUGUUGAACUGUAAAAAUGAGUCUUGUGCCACACAGAGGGUUGUGUCAACUAUUGCAUUUAUAAACAGUUAAAGCUGCAUCUUCCUUCCGUUAUGUGGAAAUGAAACCAUGUGUGAACUUACUCUUUGGUUUUGCUGAUGAACAUGUUGAUUCACAGCAUUUGCAAACAGAGUCUUUACCGUACAGCUCCUUCCACCUAAAGCAUGAACAUUAUCAAGUUAAAUCAGGUCAUUGUGUACACACAUGCAACACCCAAAAAAGUUUGCCUCAGGCAUGUUUUAGCAUGUCUCAACUCACUUGUGGGUUGCAUGAUCAUAAUUGCAGGCCUUUGAGCUUUCACUUGGAGUAAGUGGCCCCACAGACAUCUUGCAGUGCAUGUAGAAUCGCUUAGUAGAAUUUUAGUGUUUACAUAAAUAUCCCGUUUGACAGCAUGUAGCUCUUUAAUUGUUGGCUUACCUGUGGC
This is a messenger RNA of Melanotaenia boesemani (Boeseman's rainbowfish), 2901 nucleotides long. Its product is annotated as inositol 1,4,5-trisphosphate receptor-interacting protein. The record is from RefSeq and is a predicted model, not a curated record. Gene Ontology annotation, cellular component: membrane. The coding region runs from base 103 to 2031 and encodes 642 amino acids. The transcript is spliced from 2 exons. Lineage: Eukaryota; Metazoa; Chordata; Actinopteri; Atheriniformes; Melanotaeniidae.